This is a messenger RNA of Priceomyces carsonii, 687 nucleotides long. RefSeq lists its product as uncharacterized. The record is from RefSeq and is a predicted model, not a curated record. The coding region runs from base 1 to 687 and encodes 228 amino acids. NCBI's taxonomy places the organism in Eukaryota, Fungi, Ascomycota, Pichiomycetes, Serinales, Debaryomycetaceae. The transcript has a single exon.
AUGUUAUCGUUAGAAAAGAGUAUAUUUGCAUUAAAGAUCGUUGGAUGUAUAUUCACCUCGGUCAUUAUAGCUGAAAUAGCACUAGCUCAAUGUGAUAUUUUGAAAGUGGAUGAUUUAGUUAUUGGGAUCGAGAUUGUUUUUGGCACUGUUUUAGCGAGUGCUAUUGCAGGUUGCUAUGGAAUGCUAUUUGACAAAAUUUCUAAUGAAAUUAUAAUAUCAGAAAUUUUGGAAAAACGUCCAUACAGGGAAACUUGCAAGGAAAAAGAGCUAGAACUUUGGGCUGAUAUCCUCGUCAACAUUAAAGAGCAGCGCAGAAAACGUUUGUUUUUACUUUUCUCCCCUAAAAUAUCCAUUUAUGGUUUAGAGGCUCGGUUCCAAAGCUUGAUAUUGCAGAUUGAUAGAAAGUUGAAAGGAGUAUAUAGAGAUGUAAAUGUCGAAGAGAUAGAUGGACUUGAUGGACUAUUAGUUUCUGCUAAGGAAGUAUACGAAGAAGAUUCUAAUGAUUAUUAUAAUAAAAAGGUUUUCAAUAAGCAUUGGUCGAAGCAUGGGGAUUUGCUGUUUGCUCCAAUUCUCAAAAAGAGCAAAUAUUCCAGUCGAAAAUCAUUAACGAAUGCAUUAGAGAAAGCUUUAAUCGUCUUAUUUUAUGCAGGUUUAUGCUUUACUUUAUACUAUAACCAUGGUAAAUAG